CGUUGAAAGAGGAGUCGUAUCGAUUAGAGGUUAUCUACGAGGGUUUGUAGCUAAACUCUACAAAACAUACAAGGAACAGUAAUGUCUGAAAGUCUGUAUCUUUAGGAACAUCUUCCAGUAACAUAUGGAGAACUUUUACUGCUGCUGUGGAGAACUCACGUCUUUGAGUCUUUGAGGCAACAGCACAGUAUAAUCUACAACAGAUGAAGUCAUGAGCACUUACACAAGAAGAGCACACAGUCCCCAAAGGCAUUACAACAGUGCAGGUCAAAGACAUGGAAAUGUCUCUACUCAUACAAAACACGCUGCUGGGCCUAAUAGGAAAGCAAAUAUGACUGACCAGCCAUUUCCAAACAAGCCCAUUAGCCACAGAAGACCUCCCAGGACACAAGUCUUACUUGAUUCACAUGAUUUUGAAAAAAUCACAGUUUCUACACAACCCAGAGACACUUUGCCGCCCCAACAACAUCACACAAGUGGCAUCAGAGAGACCAACGGAUCCUGGCAUUCAAGAAUAGACUCACAUGUGCCCAGGAGAGAGCUGCAAAUGGCCCAAGCAAUUCAAGCAAAAGAGCGCAUGCUACAGGAGAAACUCUGGCAGCUUGAAGGAAAAAUAAAACAAAAGAUCCUGAGAGAUAGUGCUGAUACUGCUGCAGGUGAUGACCAAAAGAGUGGGGAGGAGAGGUCCAGCAGAAGACAAGCUGAGAGGGGAAAAGCUCAGACAAAAACCAGGAUAUCUGAGCCGCAGAGGAAGGAGCCAGUGAAAAGCAGAGACGUGUCGACGCUGGAAAGAAGACGUGAGGAUUUGAAACAGCCUCAGACUAAACGAGAGCAGAGGACUGAGGGUAGAGUGAGGAAUACACAUGAAGUACAGCAGAACAGAAGGGAAGUUGCAGAGACUGCUCAGUCAAGAGGAAAAGGAAACGAAGGCAAUGAGAUCAUAUUUAACAAGCAAGAAGUGAAUGGAGAACUGACCAAAUCGAGAUGGCAGGAUGUAAAAGAGCAUACCAGAAGAAAAGGAGGAGGUGAAAAAGAUUAUGGUAUUCGUGGAGAAGCAGAGAAAACUAAAUACAGAAAACAAAGUGAGGGCUCCAUGGGCAGUGCGGUUUCGGCAAUAGAAAAGAAAUUUGGGGAAAUGACACAUAAGGAGACCGACAGUUCGGAUGAUGAACCAGACAUGCCUCAGAAAACUGGUCAUGGACAAGCCAUGGAAAACCACAGACGUGCAGGACGAAAACUGUCUAGGGAAUCAGAUCUCCCACUGGUUGAUAGUGCUUCUUGUUGCAGUCAACAGCAACAGGAGGAGCUCGCACUCAUGCAUAACACAGACAGCAGCGUCCAGCUUUUUCCUUGCAAAAUCUGCAACAGAAAGUUUUUUAAAGAAAGAUUAGAGAAGCACGUCCAAGUCUGUAAAAAGGUCAAACAAUCACAUCGUAAAGUCUUCAACUCCUAUGUGAACAGGACCAAAGGGUCAGCCAUAGAAGAGUAUUUGAAAACCCACACCAGGAGCAAGACUCCAGAGGUUUUAAAGAAAAAGAACCAGAGACAAAACUACAAGGGAAAUAUAAGCAAUCUGCAUCAGGACCGUCUCCCGGCUGGCACCUUACAGAUAAAACGACCCAAGUAAGAUGACCCAGACAAGGAGCAAUAAAUCCUCAGCUGUCAGCACAUCAUCCCAUUGCCUACAUUUUUUGUAAAUAGCUUCACUUAACUAAACAUAACUGCUGAAGGUUAGCACCGUUGCCUCGCAGCUAGAAGAUUGUGUCCUGGCCUGGGAUCAUUCUGUGUGGAGUGUGCAUGUUCUCUGUGCAUGUGUGGGUUUUCUCCAGGUACUGCAGCUUCCUCCCAGUCUAAAAACAUGCUGAGGUUAACUGGCGAUUCUAAAUUGUUCGUAGGUGUGAAUGUGAUUGAGAUAGUUUGUCUCUAUGUGUAGCCCUGUGACAGACUGGUGACCUGUCCAGGGUGUCCCCUGCCUUCACCCUAAGUCAGCUGGGAUAAACUCCAGCUCCCCGUGACCC
Amphiprion ocellaris (clown anemonefish) is the source of this 2018-nucleotide messenger RNA. RefSeq names its product zinc finger C2HC domain-containing protein 1C. The transcript is spliced from 3 exons. Bases 212 to 1627 code for a protein of 471 amino acids. The record is from RefSeq and is a predicted model, not a curated record. NCBI's taxonomy places the organism in Eukaryota, Metazoa, Chordata, Actinopteri, Pomacentridae.